AUGGCAAACGAACAAUUCCGACUCACUUCCUUGAGCUCCUUAGCUCAGCGGAUUGGCAACUCGAAGCAACCAACCAAAUAUACACCGCAAUCAGAGAGACCCGAGAAGAGACAAUCAAAUUCUGGGUCUAUGUUGGGGACCUCAUCGAAUACAUCAGGCCAUACUGGCCAAAGAGAAUUACUUAUCGGGAAUACCGGUACCUCUCAGUCGAAGACUGGCAAUAUGAAUUCGACUCAACCACCAAUUUCGUCCAGAUUAGGAAAAAAGGGCAAAGAGCCAUUGCCCUCUGGAUUCCCUAUAACGAAAUCAAAGGCUGGGGAACACUCCAGGAAGGUCAGGAGUAUAUCUACCCCCUCCGAGCCACCAUCUAUAACCAAAAAGUCAUCCAAGGCUUCGACGAGUAUCAACAAUACCAACAAGCCAGAGAUGGGAGGAUUAACACCACUAAUGGCGAAAACAUUGAAGAGGAAGGGACAGAUUGCUGGCAAGCGAUUACCAAGCAUCCAGCACGCCACCGAUGCAACCCGUGUGACACAAGAAGUUGUUACACCCUCUACAGUGACACAGAACCUGAGUGGCAAGAGGAUGACUAUUUCGACGAAAUCCUCGACUGUCAAACCGAGACAGAAACCACAAUCUCGAUUACCUCCCUCCUCGAGGACUACUAUAGACCAGGGGAAGACAGAACAGGCCCCCAAACCAAAGAAACGCAAGAAGAGGGCCUCCAACUCUACCCCAAUACCACCAAUGAGCCAAAACAACAACGAAAUAGGUGGUACAACCAAAAAUCGCCCUAUGAAAGGCUUGGAGAGUACAUUUACGAUGACGAAAACGGGUGGGAUUUUAGAACCUAUGAUCAAAGGCGUAGAGGAACCGAAAUCCCUGAAGAGGAAGUCUUCUGGGCUGCUCCAGAAAAUAGAAAAGAAGAGGCCGAGAAAUACAAAAGGAGACGUCAGUACGAAGCCGAGUGGUACGAGGAACAAAGCAGACAACUCAGGGGAUACAGUCCCUUCGAAAAUGGGGAGCCCGAUUAUUACCCCCCAUAUCUUGAUAACCAGCCCUACUCCCCCGAAUACUGCCCUAAUUCCCCAAGCUAUGAUGGACCCUCCGGUUACCAAAUUACCGGAAACUAUGUCCCCGACAAUGUUAGGCUCUUUAACAAGCGAGAGCUUACAGCAGAACCCUGGUGGACGUAUUGAAGACGAAAUAGAUUUCGACUCUUGGUGGGAUGAGAAUUUUCUGACAUUAGAAAUGCCAGAGACAAGCGAAUUAUCCACAGUCGAAAAAGCGGUGGAGAAAGGAAAUAACGGAGUGGCUACGGAAGAAGAAAAGCCACCGACGGUUGCCGAGACUGUUACGCCGGUCGUAACAACGGAAAAUAAUAUAGUAGAAGGAGAAGAGAUUUUAG
Molecule: messenger RNA, 1408 nt
Organism: Paraglomus brasilianum
Lineage: Eukaryota; Fungi; Glomeromycota; Glomeromycetes; Paraglomerales; Paraglomeraceae
Source: the annotation of a GenBank genome assembly